Alternaria viburni is the source of this 351-nucleotide messenger RNA. RefSeq lists its product as uncharacterized. Lineage: Eukaryota; Fungi; Ascomycota; Dothideomycetes; Pleosporales; Pleosporaceae. The transcript has 2 exons. Bases 1 to 351 code for a protein of 116 amino acids. The record is from RefSeq and is a predicted model, not a curated record.
AUGCGCUCCUUCACCCAAAUCAUCACCGCGCUCUUCGCGCUCCUCGUCUGCGCCUUCGCCCAGGAAGACCAGUACGACGCCACCGUCUACAUCACCAGCACCGUCUACCGCGUCAACACCGUGACCGCGUCCUCGUCAUCCCCCGCCGGCUACACCGCCGCAAACAGCACCAGCACCAUCUCCGCCACGCACCCCACCAUCGUCCCCUCCAUGGCCAUGCCCACUGCCUCCGGCCCCAUGGCUAGCGCCUCCGCCUCCGCGCCCCCUCAGUUCGAGGGCGCCGCUUCCUCGCUCCAGAUCAACGGGAUGGUUGUUGCGCUUGCGGCUGGUGUCGGGUACCUCGUUCUAUGA